GAUGAGAUCAUCAGCUGAAGCCCCGCCCUUCAUGUUGGAUCAGUCGAUGGUGAAAGGCAGCCUCUCCAUCACCGAGAGAACUGCUCUGCUCUCUUUUCUCUCUUUCUGCUGAUAUGUUGCUUGUGGCUUUCUUCUGUUUCCUGAUCCUCUCGCUGGUCUCUGCAGAUCAGCGAGAGAUAAAAGUGAAUCCUGGACAGGACGUCUCUCUUCAAUGUCGAGGUCCCAGAGAUGCCUCCGUCACACUGUUGGAGUGGACCAGACCUGACCUGAAGUCAGACGGUUACGUGUUCUUUUACCGAAACGAGCGGCCGUAUGAAAACUACCAGCAUCCAUCUUUCAAUGGUCGAGUGGAGCUGAGAGAUCCAGAGAUGAAGGACGGAGACGCUUCUGUUGUCCUGAAGAACGUCACCUUCAACGACACUGGAACAUACGAGUGUCGGAUUAUAACUAACGCACGCAAACAGAUCAAGCACGUCAUCGACCUGAAAGUUACAGACUCAGCGCCCGACACUCCUGAAGAUCCAGAGAAGCUUCAGCCAACCUCCGAUAACGAGACUGCAAUCGCCGUUCCCACCCAGGCGUUCAGGAGGAUACAAGGAAAGCUGCUAGCUGUUUUUAUUACUAUAAUUGUUUGUAUUAUUGCUUUUAUAAUGGGUGCGAUUUGUAUGAUUUAUAGAUCAUGUAAAAAUUGCAGAAAAUCAGUCGACCAGCGUCCUGAUGACGAGGAGAUUGAGAAUAAGGAGGACGGAAAGGUCUCAGAUGUCUUGAUUCCUGAAUAGUUGCUUCUUGCUGCUGUUACAGAAAUGUGAAACAUGUUUUAAAGGGUCAGUGCACUCAAAUGAACCUUUAAUGACAACAGAAUAAGAGAUAAAAGAACAGUUAAACUAAUCAGCAUUAAUGCUGUAAAUUAAUGAGCAAACACCAAGAUGACAGUUGGCUGUUUUCUGGUUGCAGCGCCCUCUGCAGCUGCAGAGAGGUGACCAUUCAGACUAGAGUUAAUGUUUAAUCAGUGCUGCAGCGUUAGCUUCCCAAAGGAGGGUGAGCUGGACAGAAACAGCAACACAAUAUGAAUCGUCUGUAUAAAGAUAAUAUUUUGAUUUACCGUAAAACUUUGAAUAAUAGCCCAUGCUUUUAUUUGCUAAAAUCACAGAAUUGACCCUGCCUGUAUUUGGGACAGGCCUUUAAUUCUUUUUGCACAA
Micropterus salmoides (largemouth bass) is the source of this 1199-nucleotide messenger RNA. RefSeq names its product myelin-oligodendrocyte glycoprotein-like. Bases 114 to 779 code for a protein of 221 amino acids. NCBI's taxonomy places the organism in Eukaryota, Metazoa, Chordata, Actinopteri, Centrarchiformes, Centrarchidae. The record is from RefSeq and is a predicted model, not a curated record. The transcript has 3 exons.